Striga hermonthica is the source of this 1239-nucleotide messenger RNA. NCBI's taxonomy places the organism in Eukaryota, Viridiplantae, Streptophyta, Magnoliopsida, Lamiales, Orobanchaceae. The record is from the annotation of a GenBank genome assembly.
AUGGAGACCCUCAACGCAGCCGCUCGGACUCCAUUUCCGGUCCUCGGCAAAAGAACAGAGCCCAGGAAGAACCCAUCGCAGCCCAGCUGCUCCAUUCCUCGCUCCAAGAACCAGUGUUUGUCCCUCUCUAGAAGCUUCCAUGGCGGCCUGGUUCUCUUAUCCUCACUUAUCAGCUCGGAGAUCGCUAAAGCUCUCUCCUACGACGAGGCCCUACAGCCGUCAAUCGACGGCGCCUCGGGGAUCGAUAUCAACAGCGCAAUUAGCUUCGCGGCCGAAAAUCCGGUGGUAAUCGGCGGCGGACUGGCGGCGGCUCUGGCCGUUCCGUUGUUGGUCUCGCAGCUGGUGGGGAAGGGCAAGGCGUGGGGCGUGGAGAGCGCGAGGAGCGCCUAUGCGAAAUUGGGCGAGGAUGAGAAUGCCCAGCUGCUGGAUGUAAGAUCGACGGUGGAGAUUAAGGGAGCUGGGCGGCCCGAUUUGAAGGGCUUGAAGAAAAAAGCUGUAGGGAUUGUGUACAAAGGGGAAGAUAAAGUGGGUUUUUUGGAUAAGUUGAGUUUGAGGUUUAAGGAGCCACAGAAUACAACUUUGUUCAUACUGGACAAAUUUGAUGGGAACUCGGAGCUCGUGGCCGAGCUUGUGACAGCCAAUGGCUUCAAAGCUGCUUAUGCAAUCAAAGACGGAGCAGAAGGACCAAAAGGCUGGAAGAACACGGGACUCCCUUGGAUACCUCCUAAGAAAGGGCUGAGUUUGGACUUCAGUAGUUUAACCGAUGCUUUUGGGGAAGAUUAUGAGAUUGUGCCUCUUACCCUUGGCAUUGCUGCUGCUGCUGGUCUCGGAAUUUUUACAUUUACAGAGGUAGAAACAAUUCUCCAAGUUUUGGGUUCAGCUGCUCUUGUUCAGUUUAUUAGCAAGAAACUUCUAUUUGCUGAGCUUUUGUCUCAAGCAAAUGAUAUAUAUGCUUACUCUUUUAAACAUAUAAUUCUCCAGGAAAUUGGUAAAGCUUUGUUACCAAGUGUUGUAACUAAUAGCAAGGCCCUACCUGCCCCGGUAGAACAAGCCAGCCCUGUUUCAAGUUCAACCGAUGCUUCUUUACAAAAAUCUGAAUCUAUUCCACAAGUGGUCAACUCGGUUUCGAAAGCACAAGUUCAAAAGGAAUCACUUCCCAUUGCUCCAAGGCCACUUUCACCCUAUCCUAAUUAUCCCGAUUACAAGCCUCCAUCGUCACCCAUACCAUCGCAGCCAUGA